Sorghum bicolor (sorghum) is the source of this 822-nucleotide messenger RNA. Its product is annotated as protein translation factor SUI1 homolog. Bases 228 to 575 code for a protein of 115 amino acids. Lineage: Eukaryota; Viridiplantae; Streptophyta; Magnoliopsida; Poales; Poaceae. The record is from RefSeq and is a predicted model, not a curated record. The transcript has 5 exons. Gene Ontology annotation, molecular function: RNA binding; translation initiation factor activity. Gene Ontology annotation, biological process: translational initiation.
GCCCACCUAAUUAUACGCACCACACGCCUAUAAAGCCAACAAACCCGCAGAGGGGCUCAAGCCAGACAGCUCCUGCUUCCUCCUGGUCAAGUCUUAUCCGCCUCUCGUCACCAACCGCGUGCGCUCCACGCCUCCUCCAGGUCCAGGAAAGCGAGAGCUUCUGCAUAAGAUCAACGAAUCAAAGCGUGAUCAGCUCGGUGCCGAUCAAACUUCAACAACCAAGUUUCAUGUCUGAUCUCGACGUCCAGCUUCCAUCUGCCUUUGAUCCGUUUGCUGAGGCAAAUGCUGAGGACUCUGGUGCUGGUCCCGGUACAAAGGAUUAUGUGCAUGUGCGCAUCCAGCAACGCAACGGCAGAAAGAGUCUGACUACAGUCCAGGGACUGAAGAAAGAGUUCAGCUACAACAAGAUCCUCAAGGAUCUCAAGAAGGAGUUCUGCUGCAAUGGUACUGUAGUCCAGGAUCCAGAGCUCGGCCAGGUCAUUCAGCUCCAAGGUGAUCAGCGCAAGAAUGUUGCUACUUUCCUAGUUCAGGCUGGGAUUGCGAAGAAAGAGAACAUCAAGAUUCACGGGUUCUAAGGGACCUGUAAAUGCUUGUGCCCUAUAUUGUGCGCCUCCACAUAUUGGGAAGCUUGAAGCAGCGACAAUUACUAGUCAUUGCUUUCUUUAUAUAAGAACAUAAGAACUAUUGUUCUAUUGUCAAUUGUGUCUUGCUUGAUGCAAGUUGUGUUUUCGUCUCAUUGUUAUGUGCGGUCAGCAUAUGUGUAUGGCUUGUACUAUGGGUUAUUGCCAACUUAAUAAAAGUACUUUGUGUUUGGCUAUAAGA